AUGUGGGAGUUUCUGCUCUUCACCGUAGCUGUGACUGUCUCGCCUGCCUGGGCACAAUACAUCCGUCUGGUUGGUGGGAGCGGCUCUCACGAGGGGAGAGUUGAGGUGUUCCAUAACGGCCAAUGGGGGACGGUCUGUGACGACUUCUGGGAGAUUGAUGAUGCACACGUGGUCUGCCGUCAGCUGGGCUACCCGGGUGCAGAUGAAGCAAAAACCAACGCCUUCUUUGGCGAAGGAACGGGACGGAUCUGGUUGGAUAAUGUACGCUGUACCGGUAGUGAGGCGACCAUAUCCCAGUGUACCCACGCAACAUGGGGCAGUCAUGACUGCAGUCACAGGGAGGAUGCCGGGGUUGUUUGUACAUUCGACGAGUGCGCGUCUUCCCCCUGUGUACACGGGACCUGUAUCGACGGGGUGGGGAGAUACAGCUGUAGGUGUGAGAACGGCUGGACAGGAACAAAUUGUAAUCAAAACAUCGACGACUGCGCAUCAUCCCCAUGCGCACAUGGAGCCUGUAUUGACGGAGUAGCGAGCUACACCUGUAACUGUGAGAACGGCUGGACAGGAGACAUCUGUGAUGAAGACAUAGACCAGUGCGCGAGCAGCCCUUGUGUGCUGGGAGGGACCUGCCUGGAUCACGUGAAUGGCUACAGCUGUGUCUGUCCUAAAGAUACCGUUGGCAAGAACUGUGAAACUGCAUCUUUUGCAGGAGAUUGCUACCAGUUCUCCACCUCAGCUGCCACCCACCGAGACGCCACCCAGGCCUGCAGUGCCAAGAACAGCCACAUGGCGGACGUGAGGAGCGAGCAACAGGAACUGUUCCUGGCCAACACCAUCGCGGCCACCACUGGCGUGUCCAACUGGCUGGCCAUGAAAACCGCGCCAUUACCUAUGAUUUACAGUGAUGGGUCUCCUUUUUCAGGUGCCCUGCACUGGUCAACAGGCGAACUUUCUUCACCUUUAGACCUUUGUGUUCUCCUGGACAGCACCGACAACUUCCAGGCAAAGACUGCUUUAUGCACGGAGCAACACAACUUUGUCUGCCAGUCUGAACUCCAACCAUGUGAGCCAAACGUGUGCCAGAACGGCGGGUAUUGUAGCUCCUGUUUCGGCGGCUCCACCACCUUCUGUGACUGUCUUAAUGGAUUCGAAGGAAAGCUGUGUGAAAUCAACAUUGACGAGUGCGCGUCCGGUCCGUGCCAAAAUGGCGGGAGGUGUGAUGAUGGCAUCAAUUCCUACUCCUGCCGAUGCCCAACUGGGUACCAAGGAGACCACUGCGAGUUAGACCUGGACCUGUGUUCCCCCAACCCGUGUCCUUCUGGCUUUACUUGUCAUGACGUCGGGAUUUCCAUUCAUUGCAUUGGCAGUCCAGUCGCCCGGGGGCUCCCCUACCAGUGCAGCAGCGCCUCCUGUCCGGAUGGUAUGUACUGCACCCCUGAGGGCGUGGCAGCCUUCUCGUGCAAGCCUGAGUGACGUCACAACAACCGAAGCCUUCCACGUGACAACGACCAGCCAAUGGCCGCUUCUUGCGUGCCUUGAAAAUGCGCUUUUGUC
Messenger RNA from Branchiostoma floridae (Florida lancelet), 1554 nucleotides. RefSeq names its product neurogenic locus Notch protein-like. Bases 1 to 1473 code for a protein of 490 amino acids. The transcript is spliced from 11 exons. The record is from RefSeq and is a predicted model, not a curated record. Gene Ontology annotation, molecular function: calcium ion binding. Lineage: Eukaryota; Metazoa; Chordata; Leptocardii; Amphioxiformes; Branchiostomatidae. Gene Ontology annotation, cellular component: membrane.